AUGAGCGAGUCUAAAGCACGCAUCGAAAUGGCACCGAACGUUCCGGAACAUGCGGGUGAGACCACGUAUGAAUCAUUUCGGGUUGGUGUAAGAAUCCCACCAUUUUACGCCGAGAAACCAGCUCUUUGGUUCUCCCAGAUGGAAGCACAGUUUGCUCUGUCAAAUAUAAAAACUGACGAGACCAAGUUUUAUUAUGUAACGGGGAAUUUAGACCCUCAAUAUGCUUGCGAGGUGGAGGACAUAAUCACCUACCCCCCAACUACUAAUAAAUAUGAAAGGCUAAAAAGCGAGUUGAUAAAAAGAUUAUCUGGUUCCAAGGAGAAGAAAUUAAAGCAGCUCCUCAUGCACGAGGAAUUAGGAGACAGAAAACCUUCACAGUUCUACAGGUAUCUUACGAACUUAGCUGGACCUGGAGUACCAGAAGACUUCCUGCGCACUAUAUGGGCAAGUCGACUCCCUCAUAAUAUGCAAGCAAUUAUUGCUUCGCAAUCGAAAAGCACGAUGGACGAUCUGGCGGAAUUAGCUGACCGAAUUAGCGACGUGGUCGGACCUCAAAUGGCGUCAACAUCAGCCGUCACGAGUAAUAGCAGUGAAAAUACCGAAAUUGCAGCCCUGGCUAAACAAGCUCUCACAACCACUUUUGAAUCGUCAUUUUAA
Nymphalis io (European peacock) is the source of this 657-nucleotide messenger RNA. RefSeq lists its product as uncharacterized. The record is from RefSeq and is a predicted model, not a curated record. The transcript is spliced from 2 exons. The coding region runs from base 1 to 657 and encodes 218 amino acids. Lineage: Eukaryota; Metazoa; Arthropoda; Insecta; Lepidoptera; Nymphalidae.